AUGGAUAAAGCUAAGAAGGCCGUUGCCAACUUCCUGUCCAAGGACGGCAAGCACGACACCACCAUUGACCAAGAUGUUCGUAACCCUGUUGUCAAGGAGCAGGUCCGCCCUCAGCGACACGAAGAGGUCGUGACGGCGAUCGAUCAAGAGAUCCAUCAAGACCAUCACCAGACUGUCGUGCAGCCUCUGAGCGUCAAGGAGACCCUCCCCGAGAAGCACACGUACAACUUGGUCGGCGUCAAUGAAAAGAGCGUCAACCACGCCGACGCGGCCGGCACCAAGGCCGCCCUUCAGCAGGACGCCGCACAAUACACCAGCGAGCGCACCGUCGGCGCCACGGAGCACAGCACCGCUACCGGCGCCGCCGUCACCGGCCAGCGCACCCACCACCACGUCCACCACCACGUGCAGCCCGUCAUCCAGAAGGAGACGAUCCAGCCCGAGGUCGUCCACACCACCGUGCCCGUCCACGAGGUGCACCAGGCCGCGCCCAUCCACCACGAGACCACCAUCCUGCCCAUCAAGACCAUGGACGAGUUCUUGGCCAGUAGUGGCGGGCAGAAGUUGGGGGCGUCGGCGGAGCCGCGAAAGAUUGCCGAGUUUGACGGAUGUCCGAGCCUCAAGGACAAGGCGCUCCAGAAGGAGCAGGAAGCGAUCCACGGCGGCGGCGGCGGCGGCGGGCUCAAGGACAACAAGGUGGCGUUUGGAACUGGUGGUGUUGAGAGCGGCAAGACAAAGGCCGUCUCCAACAGUGUUGAACAUACCACUCAGGCAAAGACUCUUGUCAACGGUCACUAG
Messenger RNA from Cordyceps fumosorosea ARSEF 2679, 798 nucleotides. RefSeq names its product allergen. The coding region runs from base 1 to 798 and encodes 265 amino acids. The transcript is spliced from 2 exons. Lineage: Eukaryota; Fungi; Ascomycota; Sordariomycetes; Hypocreales; Cordycipitaceae. The record is from RefSeq and is a predicted model, not a curated record.